GUGGCGGGAGUUUACCGCGGGGGAGGAACAACAGCAGCCCGCCCUGCGCCGCUCAGCUGGUGGAGUGGACGAGCCCAAGUAACAUCCGGUGAGGGGGGAGACGCACUGUGCUGCUGGCUCGGAACUUCCCGCCCCCCCUCCUGCCCAGGUGGUUCCGCCUCCCGCCAGCCUUGCUGUUGGAAGCAGACGGGAAGAAGCGAGCUUGUUAGCUGCUCGGGAGCCGGCGCGGUGGUGAUAGCAGCAGCCUGUGAUCGGACGCGGGGAAAAGAGAGCGGCCACCCCCGUGAAGAAACCUCCGUCCUUGGGCUACUGCCGCAAGAGGGGAAAGCGCGACGACAGCCGCAGCAGCAGCCCCAGGCGACGGCCACCACCCUCACCCUCCUGGCGCGGGGUCCCACCGGAGCUGCGACACCUCCAGCCCGCCCUCCUUACUAGGAGGAAAGCAAAGCAAAGCUGCUCCCCUGCCCCGCUGCCGCCCUCGUCGCCGGCCCAGCAAGUUCGCCUUCUCUGCCCGCCGGCGCCGCGGAAAGAAGCCUGGCCUGGGGAGCGGCCGCCGGGUGCUCUCAGGUCGGAGCCCCCCUGCGCUGCAUCCCAAAGGAGGAGGAGGAGAGGAGAAGGAUGAGCGGCCCGGGAGAAGAUGCAGGCGCCAGCCCCCUGCGCAGCCCGGGCUCCCCCGGCUUCGACGAGCCGCCACAAAAAAGACACAGAACUGUAGAAGACUUCAACCAAUUCUGCACCUUUGUGCUAGCCUAUGCAGGCUACAUCCCAUACCCAAAGGAGAAUGAGCCUUGGCUUCUUAAAGGAAACAUGAGCCCCCAGAACAGCACAGGCAGCACUCAAGACAGUGACAGCUGGACUUCAUCCCAAUCCUGUGACUCCCAGGUGUUGUCAGAUGAUGGAGGGAGCAGGAACUCUAAGUGCAAGGGUGCCGGGGACCUGCUCCUGAGCUGUUCCACCAUUUCUAGCAGCUUCUGCGCAAGCCGACCACAGCAAACGAAGAAAAGGAAGCAGUCUGCAAAGAAGCUCAUCUUGGACCGAGAGGUGGAGAAGGUGAUGCCAGUGAGCAUAAAAGACAUCAAGCAGGAAAGAACUGAGCCAAGAGAAGAGGGUCAUGGGAAAGGAGAGGAGCUUGAAUUUUGUGCCCCAGGGGAAGAGCUCCAUUCCAAAUGUCUCCUGGAGCAAUAUGUAAAGGAGCAGAAGGACUGGAUCCAUGGGGUGCAGGCAUCAGAGAAGCCAGAGAAACUGAACAUGUGCAAGGAAGAAAGAAUCAGUCCUGCCUGUUGGAGCACCAUAGAGCAGAACAGUGAGGAAGAGCUCAGUAGAGAUGGCUCUCAACUCAGUACUUCGUGUGGGGAGUUUGCAGCCUCAGGUGCUAAAGCAGAUGAGGAUGACGCCUGGGAUCUGAUCACUUGCUUCUGCUUAAAGCCUUUUGCUGGGAGACCUAUGAUAGAGUGUAAUGAAUGUGCCACGUGGAUCCACCUCUCCUGUGCCAAGAUACGUAAAUCCAAUGUGCCUGACAUCUUCAUCUGCCAACGAUGCCGUGAUGCAAAGCAGGAGAUCCGCCGCUCAAACCGAGCCCGCACUGUGCCACGCAAGCGCUUCUGUGACUGACUUAGGCUUGGGAGGUGGUGGGUUCUCUUUAAACUUGGACUUGAUCCCAGGCUGGCAAGACAAUCAAAAUGCAGUAAUUGUUACCUGGGGAAUGAGUGAGGAUCCUCUACCCUUUCAGCUUUCAGGACAGCAAAAUGUCUUACUUAACUGGGGGGUUCUGCUCUCUUGAAAGGGCCUGCAAGCUGUGCUGUUGAGAUCUCAGGGUGACAUCAGAGCAGCAGAUGCAAAGGUGCCUGGCAGACACAAGUGACUGGUUCUGUGGAUUCCAGUGCACAAUGCACUAAGUCAGCCAGAAGCCUCUCUAUCAUUGUGCAGAUAUGGCUUGGUGCCUUUCCUCAUCAGCCUUACAGGAGUGGCCCAAUUUAGUUUUUCUGUGGUAUGAUAGCUGCUCAGUUAGACUAUGCCUCCCAAUUUCUAGUUGUUUUGCCUAGAUCUGAGCUAUCCUCUGGAAAACGAGUUGAGCUUCUAGAUGGCCUGUUCCAGAAGCUUGCUUUCUCAAAACUAAAGCACAUCUAAAGUGGGCAGGUGUCUUCCUGGGCACACUCUGCUUGAGAGUGAUUUCCUGUAGUUAGAGUGUGUGUCCUUCCUUUGCUCCUAGGAAUGGCAACCUGAGCCAGUUGACAUCAGACUUCACAGCUGAGGUCACUGUUUCUCCUCACUGCAAAGAGCCUGCCCUCUGCACAAAUUGGAUCACACUGUGCUAUUCUCAUUCUAGUCAAACUAGUCACAAGUAGUGGAGAGGAGGCAGAGCUACUAGUCACCUCAUGUAAAUAUUUUGUACACAGAUACUAGAAAACUAGCUGUAUGUACUCCGAGCGCGCGCACACACACACACCCUGCUCCAAUCGUAGACUUCCAGUUGCACUAGUAUCUUCUUUGGAGGGAGUGCAGGAGUUGUGGGAGGAGACCAAAGUUGUGAGUGGUAGAGGUGAUGGUGACUCUGCUGUAGAAGCUGAAGAGUGUGGCAGUAGUAGAGAACUAUAGCCAUGGCAGUGAGCUGUACUGAAGAAGCAGAUUGGGUCCUGCUCUUUGUUUUUAAGCUGCUGUCCCCAUUAAGAAUCUUCCACUGAGGAUGCCAGAGGUGAGGUUUGGUGAAUGCUAAGAGAAAGAGACCUGUAUACUAUGCAAACCACUGCUUCUUGUUCUUGAAAACAUGCCAACAGACCAUGGCUUAUUCUGGAGGGGACUUAGCUGCCUGCAUUCUGCCCAACCCUCUGAGCCUCUCCUAUUUGACCCAUGUGCCUUCUAUAUCACAUCUUGUGUACAUAUAUAUUCUGCCACAUCUUUGGCCAUACUUGUAACUGUUCCUUGUAGAAGGGAUUUGCAGUAGCUUGAGGUGGGUCUUGGCUACUUAAAAAAAAAAGAUGGGGCAGCCUGCCCUCUUAACACAGCAGGAAGGAUUUAGGGAGCUACCCCAUCAAUCAGAUAUUUCUGUCCUCUUAAAGUGUUUACACUUUUAUAGUUCAUAGUCACUUUCUAUUAAAGAUGUAUAGUAGUAUAUUCUGGUCCUUGCCCUGUGCUGAGUGUCUAGAACAAAAUGUAUAGAAUAAAAACUUUUAAUCCUUG
Hemicordylus capensis (graceful crag lizard) is the source of this 3177-nucleotide messenger RNA. Its product is annotated as PHD finger protein 13-like. Gene Ontology annotation, biological process: mitotic chromosome condensation. The transcript has 6 exons. NCBI's taxonomy places the organism in Eukaryota, Metazoa, Chordata, Lepidosauria, Squamata, Cordylidae. The record is from RefSeq and is a predicted model, not a curated record. Gene Ontology annotation, molecular function: chromatin binding. The coding region runs from base 619 to 1611 and encodes 330 amino acids.